Penicillium bovifimosum is the source of this 1809-nucleotide messenger RNA. Its product is annotated as Major facilitator superfamily domain general substrate transporter. Gene Ontology annotation, biological process: transmembrane transport. Gene Ontology annotation, molecular function: transmembrane transporter activity. Lineage: Eukaryota; Fungi; Ascomycota; Eurotiomycetes; Eurotiales; Aspergillaceae. The coding region runs from base 1 to 1809 and encodes 602 amino acids. The record is from RefSeq and is a predicted model, not a curated record. The transcript has 3 exons.
AUGGGUGUCAUGAAUCUGACGCGUGGUCGAAAGGACAACGUUGUAGUCGAAGACUUGCGUCCAACUGGAGAGAAUGAAAAGUCCCAUCUCAACGUGGAGCAGAACAGGGUGGAUGAUGGCUUGACCAACUUGGAUCUUGCGGAGAAAGAGAUCCAGGAGCACCCGGAUGAGGUCACCUCAAAUACUGCCGAUGGUGUACGCAAGGCCGAGGCGGUUGCUUUGGUGUGGAGCAAGAAGGCUGUAUACGCGACCUAUGCCUGGAUCUGGGUCUGCUUUUUCAUGCUGGCACUGCAUUCCUCCAUCGGGUCCAACGUUCUCUACUAUGCCUAUUCUAAUUUCCAGAAUGCUUCCCAGGUCAGCACAGCCAGCAUCUUGGCAAGUAUCGUCGGUGGAGUGCUCAAGCUACCCAUUGGAAAAGUCUUGACCCUGUGGGGUCGUGCUGAAGGUCUGAUCAUCUUCACGGCCGUGUAUAUUGUCGGUAUGAUCAUUCUAGCUUCUUGUAACAACCCCAACAGUUACGCUGCUGGCUAUGUUCUUUACUGGGUUGGAUAUGAUGCUAUCUAUAUUAUCCUGGAUAUCUUCAUUGCCGAUACUUCGGGUCUGCGCAACCGUGCCUUCGCCUUCGCCUUUGCGUCAACUCCCUUCAUCUGCACUUCGUUCACGGGCCCCUUGGCUGCCAAGAGUUUCUUGGCCGGUGGGAAUUGGCGAUGGGCCUAUGGUUCCUUUGCUAUCAUCAUGCCCUUUGUCUUCCUACCUCUGGCCGGUGUAUUCAAGUACUAUGAGAGCAAGGCCCGGAAGAUGGGUAUCUUGCGACGCCCAACGAGCGGCCGGACAACUAUGCAGUCCGUCGCUCAUUACCUGCAUGAGUUCGACAUCAUCGGUGCCCUCAUCCUAAUGGCGGCUUUCAUUUUGUUCCUCCUGCCGUUCAGCUUGGCCAACUACGGCCGAACCCAAUACGGGGAGGCUUCCUUCAUUGCCCCUCUUGUCAUUGGAUUCCUACUCUUCUUCGUCUUCGCAGCAUGGGAAAAGUGGUUCGCUCGCACCCACUUCAUCCCCUACCAACUCUUCCGAGACCGCACCGUCCUCGGCGCCUCUUGUCUUGCAGCCAUCCUCUUCUUCAGCUUCUACUCCUGGGAUCUCUACUUCUACUACUUCGUGAUGGUCGUAUACAACCUCGAUGUUCCGACGACCGGCUACAUGACCGCGAUCUACACCGUGGGCUCCUGCUUCUGGUCUGCGGUUUUCGGUGUUUGGAUCCGCUACGUGAAAGAGUUCAAGUACACCUGCCUCUGCUUUGCCCUACCUCUGAUGACCCUCGGCGCAGGCUUGAUGAUUCACUUCCGCGGCUCGGACGGCGACAUCGGCUAUGUGAUCAUGUGUCAGAUCUUUAUUGCUUUCGCUGGUGGCAUGCUGGUCAUCGGUGAGCAGAUGGCCGUCAUGUGCGCCUCUGACCGUGAGGGUAUCCCCAUGAUGAUCUCGCUGGUUUCACUCGCCUCAAACUUGGGUGGUGCCGUCGGCUAUGCUGUCUCGGCUGCCAUCUAUGCCAACACCUUCCCCGAGGGUCUGCGCAAAGCUCUCCCCGAAAGGGCAAAGGACCAGUGGGCGGCUAUCUAUGCUGGUGGAUAUCUUGCCCAAAUGAAAUUUGCGCCCGGCACUGAGGAGCGUGAUGCGAUCAAUUUUGCUUAUGGCUACAGUCAGAAGAAUGGCUGCAUUGCUGCGACGGCUAUUCUCGUCCUUGGUAUUCCGUGUAUCGCUAUGUGGAGGAAUUAUAGGGUGGAUAAGGCGCAAAACAAGGGUACUGUCCUUUAG